AUGAUGGUCAAUUCUUAAUGAAAUUUAAUAAUUAUUUUGAUGAAUUAACCCUUAGUGGCCGUCAAAUUAAUAAGAAUAAGCCAAUUUGCGUAUUUGCUGAAUUUGCUGAAUUUCUCAUACUUUCCCUGGUGGCUAAACAGUGAAUUAAAAUUUCGUCAUUAGCCUUUUCCACUUCCACCAGGGCAACAUCAGGGACGGCCAGCCGACGGUCACCAUUUGCUGAACCGAAGAAAAAGGCUUGAUCAAGAGUGGUAGUAAAGAAUUACUAGAGAAGCCAUGAUAAACGUGGUGGCUCGUACGAGCAAUUUAGCUCCUUACCUAAAAUCAACGACACAGGUUGUUGCUUCUGGGUUAAAACCACUGGCUGCUCCUGUGCCUGUAGUAAGCGACAAAGUCAACUCUCAACCAGCACCAACGUACCUUACGAGCUAUUCUUUAAGUCAGCAGUUGCCUAAAGGAUAUGUAUCCGUGAAAUCAGGGGUGCCGGUUACCACCCAAAUAAGACAUGCCCACACAGAUAUCCAAAUUCCUGAUUUUUCUGCAUAUAGAAGGAGGGAUGUUCAAAACUCCAAUGUCUCAAGCCGAAACUCUGAAGAAUCUAGAAAAGCCUUUACCUACAUGAUUGUAGGAGGUGGUUCUAUAGUAUCAGCAUAUGCAGCAAAAACAUUGGUUGGAGAUUUUGUAAGUAGCAUGGGUGCAUCAGCAGAUGUUCUUGCUUUGGCCAAGAUUGAAAUCAAAUUAUCAGAUAUUCCUGAAGGGAAGAGUGUUACAUUUAAAUGGCGUGGAAAGCCAUUGUUUAUCAGACACAGGACUGCAAGCGAGAUUGACUCGGAACGAAAUGUUAAUGUUGCUUCAUUGCGAGAUCCUCAGCAUGACAACGAGAGAGUUCAGAAACCUCAGUGGCUUGUGUUGAUUGGUGUAUGCACACACUUGGGAUGCGUCCCUAUUGCUAAUGCAGGUGAUUAUGGAGGUUAUUACUGCCCUUGCCACGGCUCUCACUACGAUGCCUCUGGACGUAUUAGGAAAGGUCCUGCUCCUCUCAACUUGGAAGUUCCUUUCUACGAAUUCCCUGAUGACAAUCUUCUAAUAGUAGGGUAAUUUUAUUUGUUAUAUUGUUCGAGUACCUAAAUGGACUAGCUAACUUUGUAAGAUAAAAAUCCAAUGGACUUUAAAGAUGUAACUUAAUUAUGUACAGAAGUUUCUGAAUUAUUAAAGGAACUAUAUUAAUUAUUUGUGUUCUCUAUGGAAAAGAAAUAUCUUCAAAUUACAUUGUAGACCAUACAACUACUUGGUAUCUGGACAUCCUAACCUAUUUGAUCACAAUGUCACCUUUCUCCCUUUUUCUGAAAGUUCUAGUCAGUAACUUGAAUUGCAGAUAGAAUCCUUUAUGGGGAAAUCUAUAAAUUUCAUAAUGCUAAUGUGCUGUAUUUUGAAUUCUCCUCCCCCUGUAAUGUCAACAUGAAUGUGUGAUAAGAGUGUACCUCGUCAAUUGAGUUGGAAAAAGCUGUAGACUGGUUUUAAAUAUUUUCUAAAUCUAAAAGAUUCCAUCAGUAUAUUAACAUUGAUGAAAAAGUAUUUGCACAUUGAUACAAUUUAUGCAUUAUAGCUUUUUUAAUUGAAUUUGUUAAUAUUUUAAUGUUUUAGUGUAAGCCCAAAUAAAAGGAAUUAUUACUGCAACUAUUGAAAAAAGAUCUAAAGUUUUGUGUUGCAAAAUACAAAACUAUGCCCCCCUCCUCCCUUCCAUUACAUAGCAUGGCAUAGAGCUGCCUCAAACCCCCUCCUGACCCUCUAGCUUGAAAUAAUUUAUGGGUGAACUACAGGCGUGACUGAAAUAAAACAGGACAAAAAAGAAAAUGUUAACUAGUACAUCUCUAAAAUUAUAAUGCAAUAUGAACUGUGUGAGAGUAUUUUCCAUUAUGAAUUGGCAAAUUGAAUUAGACUGCUCAAAGGAGUUAUCGUUGUUGUUUGGCUCACUGUUCACAUUGUAUAAUUUUUUAUGAUAAUAAAUUUCAGUUCGUGACACUCA
Molecule: messenger RNA, 2026 nt
Organism: Gryllus bimaculatus (two-spotted cricket)
Lineage: Eukaryota; Metazoa; Arthropoda; Insecta; Orthoptera; Gryllidae
Source: the annotation of a GenBank genome assembly